This is a messenger RNA of Prunus mume (Japanese apricot), 1432 nucleotides long. RefSeq names its product glutamate NMDA receptor subunit epsilon-1, putative (DUF3598). The record is from RefSeq and is a predicted model, not a curated record. Gene Ontology annotation, biological process: chloroplast fission. Lineage: Eukaryota; Viridiplantae; Streptophyta; Magnoliopsida; Rosales; Rosaceae.
AAACUUUACAGCCCAAACCCGUUUUCUCACUCAAAUUUUACACUUCGGAGUCCCAGAAUCCGAGCUAACAACUCUUCCUCGUCCACCACAGUCCAAGAUGAAGCUCAAAAGCUCAGUGACGAAGCCAUGAGCAUUGACAAUCUUCGCCGCUUCGUUAACCUCAACUUGGGCAAGUGGAAUGGUUCCUUCUUUCAAUUUGAUGCUGUUGGGAAUCUAUUGCAUAAAGUGAAUACGAAGCUGUCAGCUAGCUCUUACGGGGAAGAUGAACUCAUCAGUCUCAUUCAAACAUUAUAUAUUGAACAAGCUUCCUCAAGCACAUCUGUUUCUGGAUAUGAUGAUGAUGAUGAGCUGGAAUGGGCAGAAUACAAAAUUAAAGAAACCAACAUGUUCACUGCGGACAAAUAUCAACAGAUUGGAUUCUUCCCCAAUGAGAAAGCAUUUUCUCUAAGGUACCAGACCGCUGGCAUGCUAGAAACUGUGCUAAGACAAGGGGUUCUUGGGGAAGAUGACAGUGGUGAAGACUCACCAAAAAAUCUAAAGCUUCCUUCCCGUUGGCCUUCUAUUGUAUGUGAGAGUUGUCUGUAUUCACUAGAGAAAGAUAUGCGAGUAAGAGCAUUCCAUAUCAUGGACCCAAAAGGCAUUGUCGAAAUGCUUCUCAUCUUCCUUGAGGAAAGAGGAGAUGGAGUGCUUCUUCCUCCUUCCCUCGACAAUAAUAUGGAAAACAAAGACAGGAUUGUUCCAUUUCUUGGUAAGUGGAAAGGUCAUUCCAUAACAAAACGAAGUGGUGUUUAUGGAUCAACAAUGGCUGAAGCUGAUACAGUAACAUCACUUGAGAUGGAUGAUAAGGGCCAAAUUAUUCAGGGCAUCACUUCCACCUCUGCUGCGGGUGAUGUUACCACUAAUGUGCCGUGGACGGGUAUCAAGUCAGACAAUUUGGUUACUUUUGCUGGAGGUUACCAGAUGACUUUCUUGCCUGGAGGUAUGUACAUGGGAUGCCCAUGUGAUGUAGGAAAGAAUGUUGCAGAAUCCGUGUCAUUCCAUUUGGAGUUCUGUUGGCUUGAGGGCCCUGGAAAGAGACAGAGAUUGGUUCGCACUUACGAUGUUGAAGGUUUGGCGGUUUCAACAACAUACUUCUAUGAGACAAGAAUGUGAGCACUCCAUCUUCAUUGUAGAUAUAAUUUUUCAGAGGGAAAUGUUUAUUUCUAUCCAUGGUUUUGCACAGUUCUACAUAACCCCAUUUGAUGCGCCAGUUUGUACUUUCUUGAAGCCUUGAACUAGUUGAGAGAGUCUGGGGACUAGUCUGGCCAAAUUUUUCUUUCCUGGACGUUGGAAAUAUAGGAAAUCUAAGGUCCCAUAACCUCCAUUGUUGUUGAACGAGUGUAUAUUAUUCUUGUAUGUAAUUUCAGAUUAAAAUUAAAGACAAGUUCUAGAA